This is a messenger RNA of Electrophorus electricus (electric eel), 2149 nucleotides long. It is a transcript of the gene cdkn1ba, whose product is annotated as cyclin dependent kinase inhibitor 1Ba. Gene Ontology annotation, cellular component: cytoplasm; nucleus. Gene Ontology annotation, biological process: negative regulation of mitotic cell cycle; negative regulation of cyclin-dependent protein serine/threonine kinase activity; G1/S transition of mitotic cell cycle. Gene Ontology annotation, molecular function: protein-folding chaperone binding; cyclin-dependent protein serine/threonine kinase inhibitor activity. Lineage: Eukaryota; Metazoa; Chordata; Actinopteri; Gymnotiformes; Gymnotidae. The record is from RefSeq and is a predicted model, not a curated record.
CAAUCGCCAUAUUGGGCGCUCGAAUGACUUGUCUUUUUUUUCUUUAGGAAUUACUACGAGAAGGAGUAGAUAGGAGUGACUUCCAGAGCUGCACACUUGACGUGCACUGCUUUACUGGCUGCUUUUUCCCAACUGAUGCUUGUUUUUGGUAUGUCUUCGCCUAUGGUCAUUUGUGAUUUGAUCGGCUUUUCCUGGAGUACGUGUUUGUAGUCGCGUUUGCCUCAUCAGAAACUACUGUCUUGGACAACUUUUCAUGUGGAAAAUGUCAAAUGUGCGUCUCUCUAAUGGAAGUCCACCGUUGGAAAGGGUGGAUGCGAGGCUUGCGGAUCACACCAAGCCACCGGUGUGCAGAAACCUUUUUGGAUCUGUGGAUCCAGAAGAAUUUAGAAGGGAUUAUUUAGAGCAGUUGCAGGAGAUGGAAAAGGCAGACACGGAGAAGUGGAAUUUUGACUUUUCGAAGAACGAACCGCUUUCACCGGGCAAAUACGAAUGGGAAGAGGUAGACGGCAAAGACCUGCCAGAUUUUUACACAAGACCACCACAUAACGUAAAACGGGCCCCCACCGCAGGGACUGUGGAUCAUAACGGCAAUCGCAGUUGUUUGCUGAGAACUCCCUCCCAAGAGAGCGGAGGAGGGCACUCUGAAAACACGGCGGCAGAGAGUCGGUCAGACUACCGAGAAACACGCGCCGCCGCGAGAAAAAGACCUUCGUCAGAGGACCGGGAUUCUCCAUGUCAAAGUAAAAGAUCAAACAACGACACAGAGGAAGCAAACCACUGUCCAGACAUGUCACGUUCGGUAGAGCAGACCCCCAGAAAAUCAGACCCCAAGACGUAAAAAGGAAUUGUAAGCAAAGAGAUGAAGAAUGUGUGUUUCGCCAUCAGACUUCAAGAGCUUUAUGAAGUAAACAGGGACAGCAAUGAAAGAAAAAAAAAAAAACUUAUGGCCUUUCCUAAGGAUGUGCAAGGCAAUAGAAGCACUGAAUUUUUACACUAAUGUUCUGGCACUCAGUAGAAUACAUUUGCCUCAAAAGCAGACAAUGUAGCAGUGUGCAAUUGGUGUUUUUUUUUUUCCCUUUUUUUAAACUCAGUCCUUACUACCUAUGUACAUAUUCUCAUUUUAUAUGUAGCACAUAAUAUAACAUUAUGAUGAAAAAAAUCAUAUGAUGGUGUGAAUGACUUGAAGAAUUGCUGUGCAGUUUUAAAAACAACUCCCAAUAAUACUCCCUUAUUAAACACACUUCUAGAUAACUCAGACCUAGUAUCGCCAUAUUGCCAGUCUUAAAUUCAUUAUGGAUUAAUUCUGUACUCUAUAGUAGGAUAAUGUUCCUACAGUUUAUAAUAUAGAAAAGGGUGAGAGAACUGGAGACACAUUAACUAAAGAUAGCCUGCAUAAAGAUUAUAGUUAUGUAUUAGCAAUACUAUCACAGAAGUGUGCAUUGGUACUUGAUUCUGUGAUGUAAAUUUAAAAAUCUGCCAAAGUUACAAAUGCAUUCAGGCAGGGAUAUUACUUUUUAAGGGUGUGGUUUUAUGGUUUUUACAGUGUUUCACAGUAUUAUUAUAUCCCUGGGUUAUUCCACUACUUUUUUUCAAGAUUACAUUUUGGAAAUUUUUUAUGAAUGACAGCCUACUGAGUAAAUAAUUUGAAAAGGGAAACUGAAAUGAACAGUUAAUCAUACUCUUAGUCACCUUUGUGUAUUUUUCUUGCAUCGCUGUGUAGCAGAGUUUUUAGAUAUAUAUUUGUAAACACUGGGCCAUGUAUUUUUGAACUGCAGUAAUCCAAUUAAAUUCAGUCUUUUGUCACCACAUACCUGGCAUUCAUGUUGAACAUGAUGUGCUAUGUCCUGAAAAUAUGUAAAAAACAUAAAAACAAGACGUUACACUGCAUGUGUGUAAAACUUUGAAGUGUACCUGUGUAUAUUGCUUUGUAAAAACACUGAGGAAAUUAUACUAACUUAUUUAUGUUAAGCUUUUUGUUGUGUAUGAGUAUCCAAAGUGGCAUUGUGCUUUUUUUUUUAUAAACCUUUUAUAAGUUUAUUUUUCAGAUUUUGAAUAGAAUUUGCAAGGUUGCAAACUGAGCCUAUUAAAAUUUUGAUGUGGAUUUUGUAUUGCUUGUUUAAAGAGAUGAUUAAAAAAAUCAUUAUAUGAA